Entamoeba dispar SAW760 is the source of this 2262-nucleotide messenger RNA. Its product is annotated as methionine-tRNA synthetase, putative. Gene Ontology annotation, cellular component: aminoacyl-tRNA synthetase multienzyme complex; cytosol. The record is from RefSeq and is a predicted model, not a curated record. Gene Ontology annotation, molecular function: tRNA binding; ATP binding; methionine-tRNA ligase activity. Lineage: Eukaryota; Evosea; Mastigamoebida; Endamoebidae. The coding region runs from base 1 to 2262 and encodes 753 amino acids. The transcript has a single exon. Gene Ontology annotation, biological process: methionyl-tRNA aminoacylation.
AUGAGUUGUGAAAAGAAACCAACACCAGUGGUUGGUGAAAGAAACAUUCUUAUUACUAGUGCAUUACCAUAUUGUAAUAAUGUACCUCAUCUUGGUACAUUAAUUGGUUGUGUUUUAUCUGCUGAUGUUUAUGCAAGAUACUGCCGAAUGAGAGGAUACAACACUUUAUAUGUUUGUGGAACUGAUGAGUAUGGAACAACAACAGAACAAAAAGCGUUAUUAGAACAUUGUACACCACAAGAAAUUUGUGAUAAGUAUUAUACCCUUCACAAAGAAGUAUAUGAUUGGUUUGAUAUUUCAUUUAAUUACUUUGGAAGAACAUCAACUGAGAAACAAACUGAAAUUACACAAGACAUUUUUAAACAUUUAAAUAAUAAUGGCUAUAUUUAUAAAGAAUCAGUAGAACAAUUUUAUUGUGAAAAAUGUGAUAAAUUUUUAGCUGAUAGAUUUGUUGAAGGAAUAUGUCCAUUUUGUAAUGCUCCUGGUGCUCGUGGAGACCAAUGUGAUAGUUGCCAAAAAUUAAUUAAUACUGUUGAACUAAUUAAUCCACAAUGUAAGGUUUGUCAUUCUGUUCCAGUAAGAAGAAGUUCAGAACAUCUUUUUAUUGAUCUUCCAAAACUUCAAGACAAAUUAGGAAAUUGGGCAAAUGAAACAAUGAGUAAAUAUGAAUGGCCAAAUAACUGUGCAUGUGCUACAAAAACAUGGUUAAAUAAUUUAAAAGGAAGAUGUAUUACAAGAGAUCUUAAAUGGGGAACUAAAGUACCAUUAGAAGGAUUUGAAAAUAAAGUAUUUUAUGUUUGGUUUGAUGCACCAAUUGGAUAUCUUUCUAUUACUGCUAAUUAUACCGAUGAUUGGAAGAAAUGGUGGAUGGAUAAUGAACAUGUUGAAUUAACUCAAUUCCUUGGAAAAGAUAAUAUUGUAUUCCACAGUGUCUUAUUCCCAUCAACACUUCUUGGAACUGGACAACCAUGGACUAUGGUAAGAAAACUUGCAACUACUGAAUACUUAAAUUAUGAAGAUUGUAAGUUCUCAAAAUCAAAUGGAACAGGAGUAUUUGGAGAUGAUGCUAUGAAAACUGGAAUCCCACCAGAAGUAUGGAGAUACUAUCUUCUCAUUAAUCGACCAGAACAAUCUGACACAGUAUUUUUGUGGAAUGAUCUUAUGGAGAAAAAUAAUAAUGAGUUAUUAAAGAAUAUUGGAAAUCUUGCUCAAAGAACAUUAACAUUUGCUGUAAAGAAUUUUGACAAUAAAAUACCAAAGAAGAUUAAUAAAAUUACAGAGGUUGAAUUAAAUUGUGAAAAAGAAAUUAAAGAAUUAUAUAAAGAAUAUCUCAAUGCAAUGGAAAAUGUUAAAUUAAAAGAAGGAUUAAAAAUUGCCAUGUCUAUUUCAUCUGUUGGUAAUAAAUAUCUCCAAGACACUGCUGCAUGGAAAACAAUUAAAAGUGACAAAGAACGGGCUGCUGAUGAAAUUUAUUAUGCAUUGAAUAUCCUUUAUUUUGUCUCACUUGUACUUGACCCAUAUAUACCAGAAUUUGGUAAGAAGGUUAGAGAACAAAUGAAUUUACCAGCCAUUCCAUUACCAAAUGAUUUUGGACUUCUUCUUGAAGGAGAGACUAUGUUAGGAAAGGUAGAAGUUAUCUUCAAAAUGAUUUCAAAAGAACAGAUCGAAGAAUUAAGAACAAAGUUUAGUGGAAAACAAGGUGUUUCAUGUACUACCACAACAACUAAAAGUAAGGCUAAAGGAAAUGGAAAACAAAAUAAUGUCAAAGAAGUUCUUGACGGAUUCCAAUUAGAAAUUAGAGUUGGUAAAAUUGUUGAAGCUGGACCACACCCAAAUAGUGAACAUCUUCUUGCUCUUAAAGUUGAUGUUGGUGAAGAAAAACCAAGAAGUGUUGUUGCUGGACUUGCUGAGCAUUAUAAACCAGAAGAAUUAUUAAAUCAAAGAGCUACUUUUGUAUGUAACUUAAAACCAUCUAAGCUAAGAGGUGUUGCGUCAGAAGCUAUGAUUCUUGCUGCCACUUCACUUGAUGGUACUAAAGUUAAAUUCUGUCAUCCAAGUGCUGAUGCUGCUAUUGGAACACAAGUGAUUCCAAAAGAGGGUAAAGUUACUAUUUCUACUAAGAAGAUUUCAAUUGAUGUUGUUGGAAAGAUGAACCUUUCAUUAAAAGAGGGAUUAGUUAGAACUAAUGACGUUCCACUUAUUGUUAAAGACACUGAGCUUACAGUAACUGUUGAUGAAGUUGUUGAUGGAACCGUUAGAUAA